This is a messenger RNA of Klebsormidium nitens, 1356 nucleotides long. Lineage: Eukaryota; Viridiplantae; Streptophyta; Klebsormidiophyceae; Klebsormidiales; Klebsormidiaceae. The record is from the annotation of a GenBank genome assembly.
GGGAGUGAGCUUGUAGGCGCUGUUGUUAAAGUAGCAAGAUUCCUCCAGGGAACCGGAGAAGAUUGAGAUAGGUAGGAGACACGGAAAGCGUCACUCUUUGAGGGAAGGGUAUGGCCUCCAUGACAAGCGGCUCUCUCCGCUGUGCUUCGUCGCUGCGCUUGCAGUUGGCGGGCCCAGCUAGUCUUCAAAGGAUUCAGGACUUGCCACCCGGCAUCGUCGUUCCUAGCGCGUUGUGUCUGACGAGUGCUAGGGUGCAGAGGAGGGAACUGUCUGGUUCUGCUGCUUCAGACUUUGCGAACGGGGCCCAGUUGCUUCAAGAAAGCACAGAGAGGCCGAGGGAGGCCCAGCGCUCUUUUAUGGUGACGGCAAGGAAGUUUGGGUUGAUGGAGUUGAUGAAGCCAACCCGAGAGAGGGGCCCAGGAUCAAAGCGCCUGGAGCGAGGGCAGGUCUCCCCCACCCUAGUUGUCCCCCCCAACAUCCCCCGUCCCUCAUACGCUGAAAGCGGCGUCUCCCCCCCUUUUGAGGAGGACCACCUUCAGAUCCACGACGCAGAGGGCAUCAAGCGGAUGCGCGCGGCGGGGAAACUGGCGGCGGAGGUGCGGGACUAUGCGGGGACGCUCGUCAAGCCUGGUGUCACGACGGACUCCAUCGACAAGGCCGUGCAUAAGAUGAUCAUCGAAGCUGGCGCAUACCCUUCCCCCCUCAACUACGGCAGAUUUCCGAAGAGCGUUUGCACGUCUGUCAACGAGUGCAUAUGCCAUGGCAUACCGGACUCGAGACCACUGGAGGAUGGCGAUAUCAUCAACAUCGAUGUGACAGUCUUCCUGAAUGGCUACCACGGAGACACGUCCGCCACCUUCUUCUGCGGCAACGUUGCUCCGGAGGCCAGAAGAUUAGUGGCGGCUACGAAGGAGGCUUUGGACGCUGCGAUUGCCAUCUGUGCACCAGGGGUGCCGUACAACAAGAUUGGCAAGACGAUACAUGCCAUUGGUGACAAAUACAAGCUGGGCGUUGUGCAUCAGUACAUUGGCCAUGGAGUCGGGCAGAUCUUUCAUUCCGGCCCCACGAUCCUACAUAAUCGAAAUAACAAGCCUGGUGUUAUGGUGAAGAACCAAACGUUCACGAUAGAACCUAUGUUCACUUUGGGAGGAGUGCGGGACCGGGUGUGGAGCGACAACUGGACGUCCGUCACAGUGGACGGAAGUUGGAGUGCUCAGUUCGAGCAUACGCUAUUGAUUACUGACAACGGGGUCGAAAUUCUUACAGCCCCUUAAGAGUAACCUGCGUGUUGCUGGGUUUUCAGUUAGCCACUGAUUUAUGUUGCUUUUGCUCGGGAAGUGCAUACUAUGAUGAUAC